This is a messenger RNA of Colletotrichum lupini, 744 nucleotides long. RefSeq lists its product as uncharacterized. The transcript has 8 exons. Lineage: Eukaryota; Fungi; Ascomycota; Sordariomycetes; Glomerellales; Glomerellaceae. Bases 1 to 744 code for a protein of 247 amino acids. The record is from RefSeq and is a predicted model, not a curated record.
AUGCGAGUUGUUGGAGUCGCAGCUGCAGGUUUACCUCAUCUGACGUCACUGGAGAGGAGCAGCGGGCUGGACCCUGCAUAUCGCCCCAAGUUUCCCACUACGACUACAACGCUUCCUUGGAUCUUUGGGGGACUAGCACCGCCGGCAGCGCUCUUUCCCGCCGAGGUGCGCUACAGUCUCCCCCUUCCCGACCUCGCCUGGGAGGUACUGGGAACCGGUGCUCCUUCAGCUGCGGUACCUUACGGAAACUCUGCCCGCAGUGUAUUUCGCAGGCAUUUCAUCGUAUUACUCGGUAACCCGUAUAAUACCAAGACAAUGGAUAAUUCCCGCGACGUGUGGCAGGCCCGUUCAAGUUCAACGGUCCAACGGCUGGCUACCGGUAACAAACAUAGUAGCGAUGGUACCCUGGCAAUGUUGGUUCGCCCUUUUGGAUUGUUGGCCAUGAACCGCCGCCAAACCGCCAUUCCCAUGCUUCUAACCUUCUUUCUCCUCAUGCGCUGCGCAUUUCUCCACGUUGCCUUGCUCGGACAGUUCGUGCCCCAUCAGUUACUUUGUGGCCCAAACGCAGACACUGGCAAGCUGGCACCUCCCAUGGACGACGCACGCGACUGGACCGGGCCCAACUUGCCAGCGCCAGCAAUAGCCCCCCCGCAAAACACCAGCGGUCAGCCGAUCCUCUCUGGCGUUUCGCCCCCUUCGCUGUCGUUCGUUCCUUUCGUCUAUCGUCUUUCCAACGCUCUUUGA